Molecule: messenger RNA, 1221 nt
Organism: Symsagittifera roscoffensis
Lineage: Eukaryota; Metazoa; Xenacoelomorpha; Acoela; Convolutidae
Product: probable serine/threonine-protein kinase dyrk2
Exons: 4
Coding region: 362-1141 (259 amino acids)
Source: RefSeq, a predicted model, not a curated record
CUAAAACGUAUGUUUGAUGAGAAUUUGAAUUAUUUUGCCGUUCACGACAACCGUUGGUUUAAAAUCGUGUACAUUUUUUGCAGCUUUAGCAUCUGAGUUGUUUGACUUGGUACAAAUUUUGAUUUUACUAGACAUGGUUGGCUGCGUUUUGUAAACUCAGCUUUUACUUACGAAUAUUGAAUUGUCUAAAAUUCCAUCAGUCAAUAACUAUUAAAUUCCAUUUCUUAUUGUCUAAAAAAAUUAUGGACAUUUUUGGCUAAUUCUACAAAAAACAUUGAGAAAAAAAUUGUGUUGAAAAUAACUUAUGAAUUAAUUUUUUUGUUGUUACGUAAUUGUUUUGGUUUCUUGGAAUUUUCCGUCGAUGGCUUCGAGUAGUGGUAACGUUCGGCUGAACACCGCCAGCAAAACGACGAGCGGUUCUCGGAAAAGUGUCCAAAAAGCUAACGAACAAGCUCCCUGGAAAAAUAGUAGGAAAACAUCACGCGACAAUCAAGAAUACACGAAUAAGUUUAACAAAGCGAGUCUGGACAACAGCAUUUCGGCUACAAAUGGAGUCGGCUUUUUAAACGAGUGGAAGUGGAGUGCCUCCGGGACGCUCCGUCAGGAUUCGGACGACAUGUUCUCGACUCACUCCAAGUCAGUGUACAGCAGCAGUCGUACGAACAGUGUCCUCACUUCUCCCAGCCCCCCUCAUCUGCCAAGAGACAGGGAGUCAUGCUCUUCGGGGUCCGACAGGAACUCAAUCAAAUCGCCAAGACGCAAACUCAAGUCGCCAUUCAAUGAUCAGAGCUCAUUACUGCCAUCUAAGCCAUGUGUGACCUCCAGUCGGGGGGUGGUGGAUAUGAACAACAGGUCAACAACAACUACCUCCCACAGAGCCCCACCCUCUACUAAAGAUCUACAGUCUACCCUCACUAAGCCAACACAACCCCGCGCAAGUCAAUCCCAAUCUAGCUACAGGUCACCAAAUGAAGACGACGUGUUCGCGUAUUUACCCACAAGCAAGCUGCCAAAUACUUCCUCCACCUCUAUUUCAACCCCUUCGCACAAUCACCACAAAUCGAAUUCUUCUUACAGGUCAUGGUUUACAAGGUCGCCAAGUUCAACCGAGAGCUCGGAGGAUUCGGGAUUUGUUCGAUGAGCCGACAAGACGACUGUUCAAUUUAGAAAAAAAAUGAAAAACCGAAAACUGAAAUAGCCGAUAAAUUAGAGCAGAAAGUU